GGUUUCUCAGCGCCUCACAUCUCCUCUGGACUUUACAGUGAGCACCAACAAGAAGUUAAACCAGGAUGGACGUCAAGUUACUCGCAGUCGUGGCUGUGCUCUUACUGCUCACAUACGUGCCUCCGUCGCAAGCCAAGCCCAUCAGUCUGGUGGAAAGAUGCUACUGUCGUUCAACAGUGAAAAGCCUCCCCCGUGGAUACGUCCGAGAGCUUCGCUUCAUCCACACGCCCAACUGCCCCUUCCAAGUCAUCGCCAAACUGAAGUCAAACAAGGAGGUGUGCAUGAAUCCCGAAAUCAGAUGGCUGCAGCAGUACCUGAAGAACGCCCUCAACAAGAUGAAAAAACCCAAACACUGAUGUGUCUGCAGAGAUCCUUGUGAGCCAUAAUUAAGGAUGUGGACCAUCAUGAUCAUCAUCACACAUAACUAUAUAUAAAAAGAAUCAUCACAAUUCUAUGUUGCAGAGCACUUAUCAGCCUUUUGCAUGAAAUCAAACCCACAGUGCAUCACCAAUCAUGCAGUACCUCUGUUGUGCAAACUGCCAUUAUAUCUGUGUUUGUUCUGCAAACCAUAAAUGUAUAUACUGACUUUAUCCAAAUAAAGGGCUGUUUCAAGACGUAACAAUAGGCAGCGCACGAAGAUGUAUUCCACGUUUUACAUGAAUUGGCGUUGAGGAAUUUCUCUGCUACACAAAAUCCUAAUAUUAGUCACAGUUACAAUGUUUUGGUUAUGGAAUUAAUGGCUUUAAUUGAGCAUUUCCUGAACCAUUCUCUGGUUUGAUAUAAUAUAAAGUGACAUCACGAUCACCCACACAAGUUUGUAAUAAGAACAAACUGUUUGGAAUCAUACAGCUUGAGCCUUAUCGAUCGCAGUUUGUUACCCCAAUUAAGAUCAACCUGAUAUGAAAACAUAGCAGGGAUCUAUUAAAACAAAACACAGCAGAAUAGAAACUGUCAUGCAGAUAAAAAUGCACUUUAUAUCUAACAUAGUACAUUUUGUAGCUAAAUAUUUACACACUCACAAAUGAUGUCUUCCCUCACCCCUUUGUUUAUGUUUAUAUUCUGUCAUCCCUCAAUGGACGUGUCUCUCACAUAACUUGUUGAGAAUCCGGGAAAAUAGUCAUUCACGUUGCCUUGUCAUAUGUAUAAGAAUGUUAUAUAAAUGUUUUAUUUUUGUACUCUUUAUUGCAUUUAGGCACUGUAUACUCUCACAACUGAGCCCUGCAGUCAUUUGAUUGUCACGAUUGUAUACAGUUAUUCAGUAAAGUAACCAACAAUA
This is a messenger RNA of Nerophis lumbriciformis (worm pipefish), 1276 nucleotides long. It is a transcript of the gene cxcl12a, whose product is annotated as chemokine (C-X-C motif) ligand 12a (stromal cell-derived factor 1). Gene Ontology annotation, molecular function: chemokine activity. The record is from RefSeq and is a predicted model, not a curated record. Gene Ontology annotation, biological process: immune response. Gene Ontology annotation, cellular component: extracellular region. NCBI's taxonomy places the organism in Eukaryota, Metazoa, Chordata, Actinopteri, Syngnathiformes, Syngnathidae.